AUGCUUCCAAGCAUCAAUUUCCAUUCACGAAAGUUUCGAAAGUCUGAACAGGCCUCCGGUUCUUAUACCGACCAACCUCAACCACCGUCAAAUCCUCCACAGGCCGCUUCAGCCUUCGACCCUCUUUUUGACAUUUUGGGGCUUUCAUCCUUUCGAAUGGCGUCCCAUGGAACACGGAUCCUGACCUUCAUCAAAAUUUCAAUAACAAGCAAAGAGGUAUUUUUGUUGCAAUAA
Messenger RNA from Melampsora larici-populina 98AG31, 234 nucleotides. RefSeq lists its product as uncharacterized. The coding region runs from base 1 to 234 and encodes 77 amino acids. The transcript has 3 exons. NCBI's taxonomy places the organism in Eukaryota, Fungi, Basidiomycota, Pucciniomycetes, Pucciniales, Melampsoraceae. The record is from RefSeq and is a predicted model, not a curated record.